Drosophila serrata is the source of this 1703-nucleotide messenger RNA. RefSeq names its product ess-2 splicing factor homolog (gene Es2). The record is from RefSeq and is a predicted model, not a curated record. Lineage: Eukaryota; Metazoa; Arthropoda; Insecta; Diptera; Drosophilidae. Gene Ontology annotation, cellular component: catalytic step 2 spliceosome.
UUUCUGCCACCGCUAACGCCAAACAACAAUUUCAUAAAAACAAGAGAAACAGUUGUGAAAUUUUUUGGCGUAAAAGUUUGGUCUGAGCCAUGAUGCAGACGCCACGAACACCUGCGACACCCGGAACGCCGGCGACGCCCGGAAGCCUGGCUAUGGAGGUGGCUCGCGUCCAAAACACAGCACUGGCAGAGUUCAAGAAACCCACCGAUAUGGUGGUUCCGAGAAACAAGCCUCAGAUCCUUACGGAGGAGAAGUAUAUCGAGGAGAUGUCGAAGAUCAUCCAGCGCGACUUCUUUCCGGAUCUAGAAAAACUGCGUGCGCAAAACGAUUACCUGGACGCAGAGGCACGCCGGGAUUUCGUUCAGAUGGCCGAGAUCCGGGAGCGCUACAGUCUGGGCAGGAUUCCCGGAACGGGGAGGAGCAGCAGGCGCCAAAAUCAGCGCAAUAAUGCCAUGUCUCCAGCCACUUUUGAGACGCCAGUGAGCCAGGCCAACGGCAACGCCACUCCAUUGCCACCCUCGCGACGAACAGACACUCCCCGCUCUACUGCCGGUUCCGAAAAAAGCGUCGCCGAAGGCGGGGCAGGCAACACCUCAAAACUCUCCCUUGAUGCCUUCCUGCAGAACUACACAAGCGAGGAUAACCACAGUUUCCAGGAGAUAAUCGAAACCGCAGAGGCGAAGCUGCGCCAGAAGUACGCCGUGCUGUACAACCACGAGAAACUGUCCGCAGAGCAGCUGCAACGGGCUCUGAUGUUGCCCAGUAUAGAGAAACAGUUUGAGGAGCCCGAUCCCCUCAGAAAAAUCGAGACCUGGAAGUACACCAACAUGAACUCAAUCAUGUAUGUGCCCGACGGCGUAGAGUUCACCGAAGAGGAGCGUGUUCAAGCUGCGGAGCGGAAGCAAAGCAUUCAUCAUGGGGCCACUAGGCUUCCGUACGAUGCUCAGCACAGAGACAUGGAUGUGAAGAAGGCGGAUGAGGCUCCAGCUCCUGGGACUAAUGAACCUCUAGCCACGCCGCGGAUACGGGGCUUUGAUCUUUUGCGCUCACCAUCCCCGCGACCAGGCGAGGCUUUCUCACCCAUCAUGACCUGGGGAGAGAUUGAUGGCACUCCCUUUCGCUUAGAUGGCGGCGAUACACCACUGCGUCCCACCCAGGGACCCUCCUUUCGGAUCAAUGAGAACUCCCGGCGUGAGAACAUAGCCAUUGCCUUGGCCGAAAAGGUCAGCGAAAAAAUGCGCAACCAAAAACAGACGGCUCUGGAUACCGCGCGCCGAAAUAUUGGUUCGCCGUUGAUUCGCUCCAAUAUGGAUCGCCUGGCGAGUAUGUCGCCGGCAGCCCAGCGCUUGGCCACCGGGAAAUUGGGUCUUCGCGGCACACCAGUCAUAUCACACACCCCUUCGCCCAUGAACGUCCGAAGGCGAAAGGUUACACCAGGAGUUGUGAAGGGAACAACUCCGUUGGGUCCACCCAAACAGAUGCCUGGAAAGAUAAGCACUCCAGCCAGAAGCACGCCCAUCGAUACGGGCUCCACCCUAACCGACGAUCUGCUCAAGAUACCCACCAAGCGACGCAGUGCGGCCGAUUUCUUUUAGCAAAUAUUCGUAUUUGCCCCUCGAAUCCUUGGAUUCUAUACCAGAGACCUCACAAGAAGUGAUUUUCAUUACUUACUGAAGCAUCAUUAAAACAUUAGUUGAACAAUU